AUGCCAUCUCGUUCAAGAACAGCAUUUCGUUUUUCUGAUUCCAAAUCACUAUCUCAAUGGCAUACGCGGAAAAUAUCAAUUGAUCUAUCUCACAGAAUUACUCCUGAUAAGGAGAACCGUGGCGUCCGCUUCGAUACCUAUGGACCAAGUUACUCCAAAUCUACCUGCCACAGGUCCCCUUACCCUCCCGUCACUCUUAACCCUCUCAAGGGCACGCCCACGUCCCAAUCCAAUCACACUAACAAUGACGCGUGUGGCCUAAACCAUAUGGCAAUUGAGGAAGAACUCCAUCUGGUUCUUUCAGCACUGGAUACGGCGAAGCAAAGCAUGGCUCAAUACAUAUCCAAGGAAAGCACUCUGACCGAACAGGUGGAGUGCUACCGCCACGAAAACAAGCGACUCUUUGAAGCGAUCGAAGUCAAGGACGCUGAUUUGGCGCGCGCUUCUGUUACCAUCGAAGUCCUAAUGAAGGAGGUUGACUCUCUUCGUAGAGAUCGCGACCGGUUGCUUGAGGAGAAUCUUGGACUUCAAACAUCUGUUGGGGAUGUGACAUCGUCUCUCAACAACACAACGGAUAUCCUGUCGGACAAGGAGGCUCAUGCAGAGUCCUACCUUGUAGAGAUUCAACAGCUUCAGGAAGCCAAUCGCCGGCUGAGGUUUGAAUACUCUGAGCUUUUGGAUACCCAUCGAAAGGUCGCUGAGCUGAACCUGCUUGAACAGGAGCUGCUGCUGGGUCAGGCCGAGUCCUAUCGCGAAAAAAGCGACGCGCUGGACGAGGAGAAUGCUAUCCUGGUAGAACGUUUGCAACUAACGGAUACUAUGGUGAUGGACGCGCGCACCACGAUAUCGAUGUUGAAACAGGCGAAUGAGGAACUGGACAGCUUGUACAGCAGCGCUGUAGAUGCCACUGUGGAUCUCGCCGUUCGUCUGCAUGUGUGCGAUGAUCAUUUAUCAUAUGCUAUGGAAGGCAUGCGGCUUCAGGAGGAGAAAUGGACUUCCGAAGUUGCUGAGGCCAACUUACGACUUCAAACGGAGAGCUCGCGUUUGAAAUCUUUGGUUUCAUCGGAAACAAAUGCAAAGUUCCUCGUGCGUGCUGAACUCAAUGAUCUUCGAAAAGAACACACAUCUACUUUGGCGAAAACCGAUACCCUUAGGACAGAACUUGAGAAAGUCGAGCUCAGACUGAAGGGCACGCAUUGUAAACUUACAGAAGCGCAGUCUACUAGGCAGGCCUUGGAUGCGCGUAUCGAAAAUCUGAACGACGACCUAAAGAAUGCCCGCUUUGUGGGUUCGGGCCUCACAACGAACCUUCUGAAGGCUCAAUGUCGAAUCUUGGCUUUAUCUUUACAGAAAGACGAUGUAGAGAAAAAGCUGGAUGAUGCACUCGAAAAAUGGAAGACCGCAACCUGUCAACUUAUCGAGGCAGAGGAGCGGGAGCAGGAUACUAUAGCUGACCUGGAAUCCACUGUUGGGGAUUUGUUGGAAGAAAACGAAAAUCUGGAAAAUCGUCUCCAAAAGGCAAAACAGAAGAAACAAAAUUUACGAAUAGAACUUGAAGAUAUGAAGGAAAGACUUGAGGUAGCCGAGGCCAGGAGGCGGACUUGGCGACAGGAGUUGAACGUAGUUCAGCGUCAGCUAAGGAUCGCUCAGAAACAUAACAGAUCCAUGGAUCAGCUAUCCGUGUAUCAAUUUGAGGUGCACCGAGACCUGGGCAGCAAUCAUAUAAAGCGCUGUAAAAACCAUUCAUCUUCGACAGAAUACUCGAAAUUGGUCGAAUAUGUUGAAGAUAUCAACGCUGCUAUUGCCCAGUAUGCCGCUGACCUGACCGACAAGGAUUAUUUCUACUAUACAUCGCCCCCGGUUGAGGAGAGCAAGCGCACAAACCAUAUUCUAGGUGAUUCAUUGGUCUCGGCACUCAAGAAGAAAGCUGUCCCCGUGAAGUUGUCCAAAUACUUGACGCUGAUAUCGUUGGUUCUCGAAAUAUUUAUGGUGGAUUGGACCUCUGCAAUCAUCGAUGCAUUGUAUCCCAAGCAACGAACCUUUGCGGAUGUCUUGGUCGCACUGGCAGCGGGCACUCUUCCAUGUUCAGUCGCAGGUGCAUGUAAAACAAAUAAUCGCCAUUCAAUACGCAGUCAAUCAACUGCUGUAAUCUCCCAGUGCGACAGGGGCGACUACAGCGCUUGGGCACAGGAGGCUCUCGAUGACCUCCCUGGCAUCUUACAAACCUGUGGCUUGGUCUUUAAAAACCAAUACGAAGAGCGCUUCAAAAAGCGAUUUACAUCGCUAUUCAAGGAUGCGUAUAAGAUUAGGACUUGCAUGGCCGAGAAGGAUUUGUGUGGAAAUUUGGAGCUCUUCGUCGUUUCAUCUGAUACUCUGUUUCAAACGGAUACCAUGAAGCAGAGUCCUCGCAUGAAAGCUGAAGGGAAACAGAAUAAGGAAAAUGCAGUGGUUGUCGGUACCGUUGGACUGGGCUUGGAGGUCAUGGAAAAGGAACCCAAUGAAACAGUCCCCCGUAGUCGAGUGAUUUUAAAGCCGACAGUGGUUAUCACCAGCGCGCUAAAUUCAAACUAG
This is a messenger RNA of Psilocybe cubensis, 2571 nucleotides long. RefSeq lists its product as uncharacterized. The coding region runs from base 1 to 2571 and encodes 856 amino acids. The record is from RefSeq and is a predicted model, not a curated record. The transcript has 2 exons. Lineage: Eukaryota; Fungi; Basidiomycota; Agaricomycetes; Agaricales; Agrocybaceae.